Messenger RNA from Chlamydomonas reinhardtii, 3917 nucleotides. RefSeq lists its product as uncharacterized. The coding region runs from base 158 to 2035 and encodes 625 amino acids. The record is from RefSeq and is a predicted model, not a curated record. Gene Ontology annotation, molecular function: protein binding; zinc ion binding. The transcript is spliced from 5 exons. Lineage: Eukaryota; Viridiplantae; Chlorophyta; Chlorophyceae; Chlamydomonadales; Chlamydomonadaceae. Gene Ontology annotation, cellular component: nucleus. Gene Ontology annotation, biological process: regulation of flower development.
ACUAAGCAGAACGUUUUAGCUUGCGUGAACGAGAAUUUACGCGCUUGGGGUCCCUCGACUUAGGUCUUCGUAACGCCUCUCUGCGGCGCUUGGGGCGCCCCUGACCCGCGGACUAGUCUUGAAAGCUUUGUUGCUUUACAAUAGAGCCGAACGCACGAUGACCGCGGCUUGCGUCCUAUGCCAGGCAACGGGGCCAAGCCUCGUUCUGUGCAUCGUCGAUCGCGCAGUGCUGUGCGGGCCAUGUGAUAUCAAGAUUCAUUCCGCUAACCCGGUCGCUGCGCGCCACCGGCGCAUGCCAGCCUGCGAGAGCUGCGCACGUGCCUCGACGAUCUACUGCCACUGCGACCAGGCGCAUCUUUGCGAGGAGUGUCACUCCUCCAACCCGCUCAGCGCAUCGCAUCAGACGCAGCCGGCCGGGCCGCUGCCGCCGCCGCCGCUGGCUGUUCCGGCGGUCGCACCAAACUCAGCUCGUGAGGGUAACAUGAUUGCCACUGCCGCCGCCGUGCCCGACACGGCUUCCGAGUCUGGGACCAACAAUGGGUCGGGUGCCGUGACUGGAGCGACACCGCAUGCGGCCGCAACCGAAGGCGCUGCCAGCGCGGCCGGCGCGGCGCCUGAGCUGCCCUCGUUCUGGUGGCCUGUGGGCGCUGACGCCGGCCUAAACGGGUUCGGGUUCGGAUUUCCGGAUGACGCCUCCAAAAUCCAGAUCCACAUGUCUGGCGUCACGCCUGAGGCGUCCACGCUAAGCGGUGGCGGCGGCGCCGCCACCGGCCCUGGCGACGCCCUGCGGCGCUCGUCAACCGUGGACAGCGCUGCCGGCGCCGCCGCCGCCGCAGCGGCGGCCGCCGCUGCCCUUGUGCCCCAGGUGCCCGACGGCGCCGACUACUCGGCCGCGGCUUCGCCGAUGGCACUGGCCGAUGCUUCUUACCUGGGUGCUCACGGCGACGACAAGGACGCGGUGCUUGACGCCAUGGCCUUCCACGAGAUUAAGAUGGAGUUCGAGGGAGGCGCCGAGGACAGCCUGGGCGGCGGCGGCGGCUGGGGCGGGCUGGCAUUGCCCGGCGGCGGCUUUGACUUUGCGGACCUGUUGACGGAGGAGGUGGCGGUUGGCGCCGCCGCCGGCGACGAAACCGCCGACCCACAGCGCUCCGAGGGCAGCACGGCCGGCGUGGUCCCGGACCUGGAGGCCGCCGACCCCGAGGCGGAGGCCGUGGCGCGCAGUGCCGAGGUGCCCCGCCCCGCCUCUGAAUUCUUCCAGGACCUCUUCCCGCGCUCCGGUGCUGACACCACCACCGCCUCGGCGGCCGUCAAGGCCGAGCCCGUGGACGCAUUUGGUGGGUUUGACACCGCCGACAUGGGCAUGGGCGCCAGCGGCUAUGAGGCCUUCGCCGCGUACGCCUCCGCAGCCAUCGAGGCGCCGGCGGCGGCGCCGCAGCUGCAGCAGCCGCGUGGAGCGCUAGCAGCGACGGCCGCGGCGCGGCGGAAGCGCUCUUGGCGCGACGACGAGUCCGACCUGAGCGAGCUGGAGGCGGAGGACGAGGACAUGGCGCCGCAGGACGACUCGGAUGACGAGUGGCGCGCCGACAGCGACGACGAUGCCGAGGCGCGCCGCCGCAAGAAGAAGCAGGCAUCUCGCGCCGCCAAGCAGCAGGCCACCGCCGCCGCCAAGGGCACUGCCGCCGGCGGUGCCACCUCCGCCGCCAAGGCCGCUGCAGGCGCCGCUGCCAGGGCGCCCACGCCCACCGGCGCCGUGGCGGCCGCGCCACACCUCGGCGCGCCGCCGCCGGGCUUCACCUCGUUUGUGGGUGUCGACGGAGCCAACCUGACGCGCGCUCAGCGCGUGGCUCGCUACCUGGAGAAGAAGAAGAACCGGCGCUUCGGCAAGACCAUUCGCUACGCAGCUCGCAAGGCGUAUGCGGAGAUCCGGCCGCGCAUCAAGGGGCGCUUCGCGCGCAAAGACGAGAUUGCGGCGUGGAAGGCCGCCAACGGCGGCGACGAUGCCAUCGUGCCCGAGUGCCUCGACAUUGUGCUUUGAGCGCGAGUCAGUGCGUGUAAGCGCGAGUGGGCGCGGGGAGCGCAGGUGUCCAGUGAGUUCCAGUGCCAAGGCUUGUUCCAGAGAGGGCUUGCGGGCUACGGAUUCCGCCGCCGGCGCGGCGUACGUGCCGCAGUUUUUAGUUUUGACGUCGGUUCCGUCUCUCGUGCUUAAAGAUUGCCGUUUGCGCAGGGUGUGGACGUGCCGUGUGGUGUGACGUGAAAGUGCAAGAGAGCGUUUUUGACAACGUGCUCGCAUGCCGUACACAUACACUGGCAUAUACCACAUAUAUCAAGGCAGUCCGGGCCAGCGUUUUGGGGUUGACUGGAGACCAGUCAAUUCAGGCUGGUUACAGCGGAAGCGCUGCUCUUGCGACACAAAAAGGAUAGAUAACGCCGAUUCGGCAAAUGCACUAGCUAGCAGCGUUGUUUGGGGCCUUGUGCGCUUUCGCGCCAUGCGCUUAGGUCGCCAAGGCAUGUUAGGCACGUGGCGUGUGUGCUCGUGGGCCCAAGGUCAAGGGAGGACCAGAGUGAUCGUAUUGAGUGAGCCACCGACGCGUGGAAACGAGAGUUAAGUGAGGCCAAUUUGCUAUCAUUUUGAGAGCGCAAAAAUUUCCAUCAUGACUAGCCCAGCCCUGAGCUUGGGCUGGGCUUUGUACUGAGUUUGGUGAGACGGGCAUGCGCUUGGGAACGGGGAGGAAGGAUGCGUGGGGAUCUGGAUCCAUUAGCAGGAGGUCCCUGCAUGUCUGCCCUUACGUGUGAACUGAAUCCAAAUGCCAGUGCCAAGUUCGUGACACAAUACGGCAAGUUGGCUUGCUUUGCAAGAGCUGCAUGCCUGCUCGUGGCGGAAUGGCAGGAAGGACUGCAAUAUUGUGGGAAGGAGGGCUGUUUGCUGGGCAUCAAUUUAUUCUGCGCUGCGCGCUUUGCAAUUUUAUCCUGCGUCCUGCAGACGGGCGGGGUCAGGACGUGAGUUUGUCUGCACAAUUGGGUCUGUGUGGUUCGGUCUGGCUGGUGACAGGGGUUUGUGACGUGCAGAAACUGAAACGGUCCUGAGCCCUUCGCGUGAAGACGGGGGCCCAGACCACGGCGGCGCUUGAGGAGAUUUGCGUACUUAUGUGUUCGUGUGGCCAGGAGGCUGAUGAGGGCGCUUAGUCCUCGAGUUGUUGUGUCGUGCUUGGGGGCAGGCCCGCAGACGCGGUCGACCUACCCCAAAAACCCAACUCAAGGAGGUCUAAACAUCGGCCACCGCAAGCGUUGCGCCUUGCCUGGCCCGAAAAGAGAAAUACGGAGGCGCAGGCGGUGUACUUGGUUGGUAGGAGGGCAGCGCCGGCGUGGCGUGGCCGCGGGAUUGCAUCGUGUUCCGGCACGUGUUGGCGUUGGCAUGAGAAUGGGUCGGCGGGGUCUUGGUGCUUCUGGUCGGGUCCUUGUGCACACCCGAAAGCACGAGACGAUGGAACACACUGCUGGUUCCAAAGGAGGCUCCUGAUACUACUGGUAUCUAGUUGCGAAGGUGAAAGGUCAACGCAAGUUAUUGCCUUGUUAGGUGCGUGUCUGUCGUGGAUGCGCCUUGGUGUCUGUGGUACCGUAGUUGUGUUCAACUACACGUUGCGUUGCGUGCCAGGUAUGAUGGACAUACGAGGAGGUGGGUUGCGCUCCGCGGCUGAAUGCAUGGCUCGAAAUGUUAGCAGCAGGUAGGGUUAACUUUCGCGGCUCCAGUACAGUGUUCAGUUGAUGUUGAUUUGUGGGUCGCGCCGCACUGGCGCGGUUGAGACUGAGAUAGCGGGAGGCCGGGUAGGGGCUCGAAAGGUUCAGCGUGGAUUGGCCUGGUACUACUGAGUAUUGCAGGUCCUAAUCGCCCAACUGGGCUCCUGUAACACAACGCGCAU